AUGACCUUUCAGGAUGCGGAAGGAAAAGAGUGUUCUAUUCAUAUCCCGCUUGAAAGAUAUGACGAGGCGAUGGAUUACUUUAUUAAGGAGAACUGGGAGGAGUUGAAGAAAUUUGAGGAGUGGAAUGGGCAGGAGUAUAAGGAUCAUGAGAUUAGGGUUACGGAGUGUUAUUGUGGGAAAUGUGUUGUUGGGUGA
This is a messenger RNA of Glarea lozoyensis ATCC 20868, 195 nucleotides long. RefSeq lists its product as uncharacterized. Bases 1 to 195 code for a protein of 64 amino acids. The transcript is spliced from 2 exons. Lineage: Eukaryota; Fungi; Ascomycota; Leotiomycetes; Helotiales; Helotiaceae. The record is from RefSeq and is a predicted model, not a curated record.